Messenger RNA from Seriola aureovittata, 2161 nucleotides. It is a transcript of the gene pld3, whose product is annotated as phospholipase D family, member 3. The transcript is spliced from 12 exons. The record is from RefSeq and is a predicted model, not a curated record. The coding region runs from base 237 to 1682 and encodes 481 amino acids. Lineage: Eukaryota; Metazoa; Chordata; Actinopteri; Carangiformes; Carangidae. Gene Ontology annotation, molecular function: catalytic activity.
GAUCCUGUUUGUAGCCAAAUCGGCACUUAAACGGUGCAGUGAAUGAGUUUCUUCAGACUUGUUUGAUCAUUUAAAAAUGAAAUAACUACCUUAAAUGUUAUUGUGCAGAAGGAACAGACGUUGACGCUUUUACAUGUGGGAUUUUAAUUAACCUGGACGCAUGAGAACAGAGCUGCUGACUCUGAGCUGACAGGACUGGUACUGAAUCAGAUGUCAUUUUGUCCUUCAGCGUGAAGAUGGACAUCACUUACAAUAAGCUGGUGGACGUGGAGUGGAGGAGACAAGACGACAGAAAAGCACAGCUGUAUUCCAGGUGUGUGGUAGCUCUGGCCACUGUAGCCACUGUGCUGCUGGCUGCCACGGCCGUCUAUAACCUCCUGACUCCCAGGGUUUCAUCCUCCCACACCGCCCCGAGCAGCAGCAUCCGUCUGCCCCAGGCCGAGUCCUGCUACGACCCCUGCGAGAUUGUUCUGGUGGAGAGCAUCCCUGAGGGGCUGGAGUUUAAUUCCAGCACCACUCACCCCUCCAUCUUCCAGGCCUGGCUCAAUCUGGUGAGCGAGGCUCGCAGCAGUGUCGACAUAGCCUCCUUCUAUUGGACGCUCACCAACAAGGACACCGGCACUCAUGAGCCAACAGCCAAUCAGGGUGAAACCAUUCUGAAGAAACUAGCUGAGCUUUCAGGGAAGUUGUCUGUUCGGAUCGCAGUCAACAGACCACAGGAGAGUCAGCCUCAGGACGACCUCAAGCUGCUCAACGAUUCGGGGGCUGACAUCAGGACAGUUAACAUGAGAGACCUCACCUCAGGCGUCCUUCACACCAAGUUCUGGGUGGUGGACAAGAAGCACAUUUACAUUGGCAGUGCCAACAUGGACUGGAGGUCCCUCACACAGGUGAAGGAGCUGGGCGUGGUGGUCUACAACUGCAGCUGUUUGGCUGCAGACCUGGGUAAGAUCUUUGAGGCCUAUUGGUUCCUGGGAGAGAGUCAGAAGAUCCCAUCACCCUGGCCCUCCAGCUUCUCCACCCUCUACAACAAGGACACACCUCUCCAGCUGCCACUCAACAACACGCCGUCCAACGUUUAUCUGUCGAGUUCCCCUCCGUCCUUCUGUGCAGCCGGCAGGACCCCAGACAUUCAGUCCAUCCUCAGUGUGAUGGAGGAUGCCCAGAGCUUCAUCUACAUUGCUGUCAUGAACUACCUGCCCACCAUGGAGUUUUCACACCCUAAAAGGUACUGGGCAGACAUCGACACCCAGCUGAGGAGAGUGGCAUACGAGAGGCGGGUCAAGGUGCGCCUGCUGAUCAGCUGCUGGGCCAGCACCCAGCCAGUCAUGUUUCCCUUCCUGAAGUCUCUGGCCUCAGUUUACGACCCCAUGAACAAACUAGACAUCCAGGUGAGGCUGUUUGUGGUGCCUGCCAACCCCAAGCAGAAGGAGAUUCCCUUCGCCAGAGUCAACCACAACAAGUACAUGGUGACUGACAAGAUAGCUUACAUAGGUACAUCUAAUUGGUCAGGUGACUACUUUGUGCACACAGCUGGCUCAGCGUUGGUUGUCAACCAGACUGCAUCACGGUCCCCGGACCCGACCGUCCAAUCACAGCUGAAGGCUGUGUUUGAGAGGGACUGGAGCUCUGACUACAGCACCCCUGUCACCCAAAACUCCAACCUCAAAGACUUCUGUUAGUUUCAUCAGCCACUUUUACAAACAAACCAUUUCAGCACCGCAGAUAUUACAGUGUUAUAGUUGCACAUUUAUUUUAGUUUUCAAAGUCUCAUGCACUAUCUCAGGUACCCAGUUUGAAAGAGAGUCAACUUCAUUAAACUUGACUUAUCACAGCUUUAGUGCCAAACUCCAAUUUGACAGUAAUGUGCCAUCAAACCACUUAACUGUCAAGGGUUGUACAUGGGUGCCUGGUCUUUUUUUUUUUUUUUUUUUUGUAAGAGGCAACAAUGUCUUUGCAUUUCUUUGCUCUUCCUAUCAAAGCUACAUGUGUGCGUAAAAAGCCAAUUAACAUUAUUUUUACCCUGCUGGAUCAUCAGAUCUAGGUCCUCAGUCAGAAUGUACUGCGACUUGUUACCAGCAUUGACAAACAGUGAACAGACAAUGUUACCUUUACAAAAAACUCCAACAGAUACUGUAGAGUAACAAAAGCCUGAGACCAC